Messenger RNA from Ochotona curzoniae (black-lipped pika), 2549 nucleotides. RefSeq names its product rho GTPase-activating protein 20-like. Gene Ontology annotation, molecular function: GTPase activator activity. The coding region runs from base 367 to 2082 and encodes 571 amino acids. NCBI's taxonomy places the organism in Eukaryota, Metazoa, Chordata, Mammalia, Lagomorpha, Ochotonidae. Gene Ontology annotation, biological process: signal transduction. The transcript is spliced from 19 exons. The record is from RefSeq and is a predicted model, not a curated record.
CAGUAAUUGCAUGCUUUACCUUCCAUAGCUUUUGAUGCAUCCAAUGGCUUCACUUUUGUUGCCCUCUAAAGCUUUGGCUUUUCUCUCCUUCCCUGACACUUCUUGUUUGAGUUGCUGUUUUCUUCCUUCCCAUUCCUGUAGGACCUGGAUUCCCCUAGAUUCUUUCCUGAAGUGUUCUCCAUCUAGCUCCCCAAGUGCCCUCUGCUCUUUCAGACCUUUAAAACAUGGAACCACAUUAGAUUUAGUUGGAGAUACUUGUUUAGCAAAUUGAGGUUUUAGUUUUCUCAUGUGUCGCCAUCAAUGUUUGGCAUAAAGCUCACUCUGACACAUGUUUGUGGCCAUUGACUCUCUACUCUGUGGUGUUUGAUGUUGAGCAGGCCCUGCCAUACUUCUGAGACCAAUGACCCAGAAGCCAUGAAUCCAUUGGAGAAUCCCCCAAAUCCAGUUUUGGUGCAUGGACCCGUGAAGCUAACCAAGAAUGGUCGAACUAAGAAACACCAAGCAUUUCUCUACGACGAGGUCUUACUCAUCUCGAACUCCAAGUUCAAAAAGAAGUUCACCAUCAAAUACCGGGUUCCAGUAAACAACAUAUGGUUUGCUGAAAGUACUGUUGGCGAAGGUGACAGCCGCAAAAUAAAAUCUCUUCAGUGGGGAUGGCCAAUGCAGAAUUUUAACGCCGAAUUUUUGUCUGUGGCAUUUAAGGAAAAAUGGCAUCGUCUUCUGGAAAGAUCGGUCGUGCAUGCUAAGCAGUUGGAUGGUCUGCAUAACACCCUAGUGAAAAUCCAUGCAAGUGAUGUUAACAACACUUCUUGUUCUACUAUUUUAUCAGUUCACAAUUUAGAUACCAUCAGAGAUGUUAUCAAUUUGGCAUUGCCAGAGCUAGGAUUAACUGGCUCAGAAAGAGAUUACCAACUGUGGGUCCAUUAUGGCAAGACCGAGGCCCCAUUCCCACUCAUGGGCCAUGAAAAUCCGUACGCAAUUCAAGCACACUACCACCAAGCUUCACUCCAUCAGCAAGCACUGGGGAAGCCCACGUCUCCCUGCAGCCUUCUGGAGUCCAUCCCAGAGAUUUUAGCAGAUGGAAAAUUGCAAUUUAUCCUUAAAUGCCGAAACAAGACAAGACCCCAGGUUGGAGGCGGAUUUUUAAGAAAUUGUAUGUCUUGCUGGGGCGUUACAGCAGACCAGAACGACCUGUCCCAGGACACUGACUGUUAUGCACAGCCAAACGGGCUGGAAUUAGAAGACCUUACAGCAGUCACUUUGGAGAUGCUUCACUAUUUAAAGCAAAAAGGGCCAUCAACAAAGGGUAUUUUUCAAAACAUUGACGAUAUAAAGUCAUUUCUAUGUCUAAAGGAAAAAAUUAUGUUUGGAUAUAUAUUAAAUUGUGAGAAUGAGUCUCCACUUGUCGUGGCAGCCGCAUUAAAGGAUUGUCUUCGAAUAAUCCCUGGUACUCUUUUUACAACGGAACUCUAUGAUAAAUGGCUUCGUGUUCUUGAUGAGGAUGAGGAGAAAGUCACAGAAAUCAAAAGGCUCUUACAAAACCUGCCCGUAUGUAACUUGGAUAUCCUCAGACAGUUAUUUUCGUGUUUGCAUGAGAUUUCUAAACAAGCAUCCUUCAACCUCAUGAGCGCACCAAAGUUAGCUUUUUGCAUCACAACAAGUAUAUUUCCGCUCUGGACAUCUACAUCAAAUUUGGAAAGUGAAUUACUUAAAAAGAUAUCUAUCGUUGAGUUUUUUAUUGAAAACUAUGCACGAAUCUUUGAAGAACAUAAUGAUUUGCUGCUUAGAAAGAGCUGGGAAAAUCCCAGUACCAGCUUUGGGAGCAGCACUGAACAGGAUAAAAUUGUGUGGGAACCAGAAAACAGCACAGAAUUGACAUCGAAUACCAGUCUGGAUUCGGGCACAGAUCCAGAAUUGACAUCGAAUACCAGUCUGGAUUCGGGCACAGAUCCAGAAUUGACCUCAAAUACCGAUGUGGAAUUGAGCAGUGAUCUAGAGAUCCUGAACGCCACGAUGGAUUCAACCUCAGACUCAGAUGAUGUCCUACCAAUAUGGAGUCUGAUGCCUUGUCAGAUCAUGUAAUAUGGCUACCAACAUUGACCCAGAGCCAGAGAAACAACCCAGCAACUGGAAAACUAAAUGAUUUGCAACAAGGCUCAAGAAAUCUUACUAACUGAAGACACAUCUAGUAUGGGGCCACACAGCUCUUCAAAAUAUUUUCUGCAUAUUCAAGUUUUAUUAUUUUUCACACUUCUGUAUGACUGAUUUUCCUAAAUUCCAAUAUUAGGCCAGCUACUUUAGAACAAAAUGCAAAAUAUUCAAAUUUAGAUGAAAUUUAUGUCCAGAAAUAGCCAACACGUUUGUUAAUCAACUGCAUAGGAAUCACCACAAACUGAAUCACCACAAUUUCUUUUAGCAUUGAUAAACUUCAUACAGAUCUUCAUGCAGUAAGAAGCUGUUUGCAAAAUACCAGCUUAAUUAUUUUCACACUUUAGUUUCCAACAUUAUUGUUCAAGGGGAUGUGACAGUUCCUACAUUUCAAUUUCAAG